AUGUUACAUAAGAUGCUCAAUUGUAAGAAAGCUACCGAGUGCUGGAAACCAUUUUUUGCUCAAGAUAUGGCCAAUACAAAGAAACCUAACUCUAGAAGAUACAAAUGCUCUUUUGAAGGCUGUGAUAAAGACUUCAACAGACCAAGUCUGCUUGAACAACAUCAAAACUCUCAUAUGAAUCAAAAGCCGUAUCUUUGCGAUGAGCCGGGAUGUGGCAAGAAAUUCAUAAGACCAUGUCAUUUAAGAGUUCAUAAAUGGACGCAUUCACAGAUCAAGCCUAAGCCAUGCACAUUGUGCGAAAAAAGAUUUGUUACGAACCAACAAUUAAGCAGACAUUUAAGCAGCCAUGAAAGAAAAGACAAACUAAAGUCUAAAAUCAACACUAAAAAUGAAGAGCUGGGCCUCAAUAUCAAAUCAGACCACGAAGGCAAUGAUUUGAAUCUGGAUACGACAUUGUCUACCCAUCUACACCCACUUGAUGAAAAUUUGUCACAAGACUAUUUGCUCCAAUUUAAUGAUAUGCAGGCGGUGCAGUGUCCGUACGUAUCGUGUCAGGUACUCACUAACUUCGAUGACGAUUUGAUCAAUCAUAUAUUACAAAACCACAUAGCAAGUAAGCUUUCUUUGCCACCUGAAGAGCAACUUUUAAACAGACAGACUCCAGUAUCGCCUUGUUCAAGUAGCACGGACGUGUCAUCUAUUCCACAGCUUUCACAUACCGCAUCUGCGGCCGCCAGUAGCAACAGCAGCUACAGUACCUUGGGUCAAAGCCCGGACGACCCAGAGAGCUACUGGUCCGACCACCGGUGCAAGCAUACCGAUUGCCAAGAACUUGGUCGAUUUGCGUCUGUGUUUGACCUGAUCGACCACUACGACCACGCGCACGCAUUCAUCCCUGAAACGCUAGUCAAGUAUAGCUACAUUCAUCUAUACAAACCUAGCGUCAGGAGCUUAUUCGAAUACUAA
Molecule: messenger RNA, 966 nt
Organism: Saccharomyces eubayanus
Lineage: Eukaryota; Fungi; Ascomycota; Saccharomycetes; Saccharomycetales; Saccharomycetaceae
Gene: FZF1
Product: Fzf1p
Exons: 1
Coding region: 1-966 (321 amino acids)
Biological process (GO): regulation of transcription by RNA polymerase II
Cellular component (GO): nucleus
Source: RefSeq, a predicted model, not a curated record